CGGGCUGAGGCGGCGGCUCAGGCGGCCCCGCCCCGGGGCUCCAUUGUUGCGGCGGCCGAAGCUCAGCGGGCUGCUCGGCUCUGUUCCGCUCGGCCCGGAGCGAGCGCCGCUGAGGCGGUGGCCUGAGCAAUGGAAGAGUUAAUAGUUGAACUCCGUCUCUUUCUUGAACUCCUGGACCAUGAGUACCUAACGUCAACUGUCAGGGAGAAAAAGGCAGUGAUCACGGACAUCCUGCUGAGGAUACAGGCAUCCAAAGGUUUCGAGGUGAAAGAGCAUGCUCAGAAGCAAGAGACCCCCAGCAGCCUGCCGGCCCCUCCCCAGAUGCCCUUGCCGGAGAUCCCUCAGCCAUGGCUGCCACCUGACAGCGGGCCGCCGCCACUGCCGACGUCCUCUCUUCCAGAAGGCUAUUACGAGGAGGCCGUGCCCCUGAGCCCUGGGAAAGCCCCGGAGUACAUCACGUCAAAUUACGACUCGGACGCCAUGAGUAGCUCCUACGAGUCGUACGACGAAGAGGAGGAAGACGGGAAGGGCAAGAAGACGCGGCACCAGUGGCCGUCCGAGGAGGCCUCCAUGGACCUGGUGAAGGACGCCCGGAUCUGUGCCUUCCUGCUGAGGAAGAAGCGCUUCGGGCAGUGGAGCAAGCUGCUGUGUGUCGUCAAGGACACCAAACUGCUGUGCUAUAAGAGCUCCAAGGACCAGCAGCCUCAGAUGGAGCUGGCGCUCCCGGGCUGCAGCGUCACGUACGUCCCGAAGGACAGCAAGAAGAAGAAGCACGAGCUGAAGAUCACCCAGCAGGGCGCCGACCCACUGGUGCUCGCGGUGCAGAGCAGGGAGCAGGCCGAGCAGUGGCUGAAGGUGAUCCGAGAGGUCUACAGCGGCUGCAGCGGCCCAGCAGACUCAGAGGGGCCUCCGCCGUCAAGCUCCCCGGUGCACAAGACCGAGCUGGAGAAGAAACUGUCUUCUGAGAGGCCGAGCUCGGACGGGGAGGGCGCCGCCGAAAACGGAGUCACUGUGUGUAAUGGAAAAGAACAAGUUAAGAGGAAGAAAAGCUCCAAAUCCGAGACCAAGGGAACCGUGUCUAAAGUCACUGGGAAGAAGAUCACCAAGAUCAUCGGCUUGGGGAAGAAAAAGCCGUCGACGGAUGAGCAGACCUCAUCCGCAGAGGAGGACGUCCCCACCUGCGGCUAUCUCAACGUGCUCUCCAACAGCCGCUGGCGGGAGCGCUGGUGCCGGGUCAAGGACAACAAGCUCAUUUUCCACAAGGACAGGACCGACCUCAAGACCCACAUUGUCUCCAUCCCCCUGCGCGGCUGUGACGUGAUCCCGGGGUUGGACUCCAGGCACCCUCUGACCUUCCGGCUGCUUCGCAACGGACAGGAGGUCGCCGUGCUGGAGGCGGCGUCCUCGGAGGACAUGGGCAGGUGGAUCGGGAUUUUGCUGGCGGAGACCGGGUCCUCCACCGACCCUGGGGCCCUGCACUACGACUACAUCGAUGUGGAGACGUCCGCCCACGUCAUUCAGACCGCCAAACAGACCUUCUGCUUCAUGAACAGGCGAGGCAUCUCUGCCAGCCCGUACCUGGGGAGCACCUCCAACGGCUACGCCCACCCCAGCGGCACGGCGCUGCAUUACGACGACGUCCCCUGCAUCAACGGCUCGUGGGACCCUGACGACGGCCCUCCUGCUUCCCGUGCCGGAGGCUUGGGAGAAGAGGUGCUCUAUGAUAACGCGGUCCUGUACGAUAACUUGCCAUCUCCGAAAAUCUUUGCGCGCUACCCGCCUGCUGACAGAAAGCCUUCUAGGCCGUCUGCCGACAGACUGUCCUGUAACCAUUACAAAUACCCUCCCUCCUGCGCUCAGUCUGCCACUAACACCUCUUCUCUGGGGAGGGCGCCUUCUGUCGGGCUCAGCUCCCAGCUGAAGGGUAAGAAGCCCCCGGCAGCCUCCAGUGGGGUCACGGGGAAGGGAAAGGCCGCGAGCAGUCAGCAAAGAAAAGCCGAUUCAACAGCCAGUGUGAAGCGCACGCCUUCAAAUGCUGAGCAGUACAAAUAUGGCAAGAAUCGUGUCGAGGCCGACGCGAAGCUGUUGCAGAGCAAAGAGGAGGAGCUGGUGAAGAGGAAGGAGGCCCUGAGGAAUCGGCUGGCCCAGCUCCGGAAGGAGAGGAAGGAUCUGAGGGCCGCCAUCGAAGUGAACGCGGGCAGGAAGCCGCAGGCGGUUCUGGAAGGCAAGCUGAAGCGGCUGGAGGAGGAGUGCAAGCAGAAGGAGGCCGAGCGCGUCAACCUGGAGCUGGAGCUGACGGAGGUCAAGGAGAGCCUCAAGAAGGCCCUGGCCGGCGGGGUCACCCUGGGGCUGGCCAUCGAGCCCAGAUCAGGGACGUCGAGCCCACAGUCUCCGGUUUUUAGGCACCGGACUCUGGAGAGCUCACCCAUGUCCAGCUGCGAAACGAGCGACGCCGAGGGCCCGGUGCCGGUGAACAGCGCGGCCGUGCUGAGGAAGAGCCAGCCGCCCGGGAGCUCCCCUUGCCGCGGGCACGUGCUGCGGAAGGCCAAGGAAUGGGAGCUGAAGAACGGGACGUAGAGCGCGGCGGGACGCCCCCCCCCCGUGGCCGCAGCGCAGGACGCGGGCGUUCGUGACCGAGCUCCGGCGCCGCCCCGCGCACCCUGCUACUGAACACGUCCCCCUUACGGAAACCUCUGUGACGCGGUGGUCUCCACCUCCGCCUGUCAAAGGGCAGAGAGGACGGAGGAGCCGUGGGAAACGGGGAGCUGUGCCUCUUCACCGGGCUCCGCGUGCGCUUCCGCCGGGGCCCCCCAGACCCAGACCCGGGCCCCUCGCGGGAGAGCGGCCGGGGUCCCGGCGUCCCUCCCCACGCGCCCGUCCCCCCUCGUCACCAGAGGCGGGCGCGUGACGAGCCUGUGCUGUGAAGCAUCUUUUACCUUUCGUUGUCUUUUUUUUCUGGACAAAUGCUUUUGUCACCGUGACGUGAAAAGCUGCCAUUCUUUGUAAACUAAAAAAAAUUUCUCUCUCUAUUGUGUGUUGCACUUAGCUCUAAGGGUCUUUCAGAGAUUCUGUAUCUUGUUUUAUUAAUUAUUUGUACUGCUUCUGGAAGGCGGCGGAGUGUGUCUGCCGCCUCACUCACGCGCGCUCUUGUCCCCUUGCCCGGCGCCCGGGCCCUGCCUGCCACUCAGAGCCCGCAGGCGCCUCGUAGGAUGGCAGCGAAACUUCCACGCGCAGGGGUCCGGCCCCGUGACGGGGAAGCAGGUUCUGGGCGCCGCUCCCCCCCCCCCCCCCCCCCGCAGAACCACAGAUCCCGCCGCUCGCAGGCCCAGAGCUGGGGACCCCGGGCGGCCCCCUGCACCCGUGUGGCGUUUCCAAGAACCGGGCCAUCUGCUCUGUCCCCAGAGGGACCCUCUCAGGAAUCCUCAGUUAGGGGGGUGCAGCUACCGAUGGAUAAAAGUAGGUCACCCCAGGGCCCCCCUGCAGACAGAUUCGGGGGCACGAGCCACACCGCAGCGCUGCGGGCCUUGAUCCCGAGCGAGCUUCCCACCACGUACGGGAGCGGCGGGCAGGAAACGGCUCCCGUGCUUCCCCCCAGGCGCCGCCGCGGCCCGUCCCGAGACGGCCCGCAGCAGGGCGUGAGCUGGUGCGGGGCCCCCGUCGCACCGUAGCAGGCGGAGACUCCUCUCCUCGGCACCCGGCGCAUUCGGCCCCCCUGGGAAAUCAAGGGUGGGGGGGUGCCCCUGAGAGCUCAGGGCCCAUCUUCCCCGCAUGGCUGUUGUCUGUGGGAAGCUGGACCGCCUUGCCUUCCUUGUAUGAAGCUGAGUUUCUGUAAGAGCAAAAAGUUUGAUCCAGCGUAGAUUUUUGCUGCCUUCUGGUCAAAUACAGUUUCUCAGCGUAAGGCACUCGGGCCACUCUGCUCGAUGGCUGGCUUUGCCCGAGACAGCUGCCAGGUUACGGCCAUCAGGAGGGAAAGUGUGCAGCCUGCACACCCGACCACGGCCAGCACAGCUGGGGAGACCCCAGGCGGCACAAACCCUUCUCCCCAUGACUUUGCCCAAGGACACAGCCCGUCGGAGCCAGAGGCGGGGCUGGGACCCGGACCCUGGGCCUCACGCUCCUGACAUCCACAGCUGGUGUCUGAAACGGCCAGGCUUUUAAUUCACCCUCAUAGCCAUGAGCCCUUUAAAGGGGACGCCAGGCCUAGGCAGGUCCUGCAUUCUGCGGAGCCGUUUGUGGGGGUCGCGGGGGCAAGGUGCCGAUACGGGGCUCCUUUGAUGCUGUGCGUUCCCCUCGACAUCUUUAGAUUUGGUCAGAAAGUUAGGUGAAGGGAUUUGCUUCAAAGUAAGUUAUUUAUUUGUAUAUGUUCAAUAAAUAGAGUUUUUAAUUUAUAUCUGUACAUAUUAGACCCACAUUAGCCAUCUUGUCAGAAUCCCCGACAGUGGUGUCAUGUGACCGCCCUCCGAGGGCACCCUAGGGCCGCGUGGGUGCCAGUCACGUCCCGCUGGAGAAGUCACCUUCCCUUCCAGGCGUCACCAGACCCAUGACGGACGGUCCUGUUCAGGGAAUGAUGACCAACCCGUAGCAGGGUCCUGACCCCGAGUGGGAGGGACGUGGUGGCCCCACAGAUGGGGCCAGCUCUGUGGUGACCGGCCACUUCCCCGAGAAGCCACCCCAUCAGCCCGGGGCUCUGCAUCUGGUCAGAUGUCAUCCACCUUCAAAACGCCCUCCAUUUUUAUGUGUUCGUGAUGUUUGAAAGUCGCUCACCAGCCUUUUGCACAGGAACAAAAUGGCCACCUCUGGUGUGGGCACAGGUGGGCGGCCAUUUUUCCUUUGUUCACAGUUCGUAGAGGGUCCAGCAAGGCCGACAAGCCAGCCACGCCCUUGCCAGGCUUCCAGAUGGUUCUGCCACUGAGUAAACCGUCUGGGUCUGCGGUGCGGUCCAGAAGGGCGUGGAGCUUUCUGGAAACUUCUCUGGGUGACCGUUUAUACGCCACGGCUUAAACCCGUCUUGUCCCCCCCACCCCCCACCACCUCGUUCAUUUGCACACUUCGGUGUUGCCAAGCCUGAUCUUCUUCCGCAUGCAUUUCACUGUCUGGUUCCCAGACGCCCCAAGCUACUCCGAUGGUUUGGAGAUUUGUCACCUUUUGCAAAGUGUGUUCCGAGCAGUGUGUACCCUCAGCCCUGAAGGCCGCGCCCAGGAGACCCAGACUCGUUUCAGCCACAGCACCAAUCGGGAACCCGCGUGCAGGUUUGCAGGGGGACGGCUGUGAGCGUGGGCGGCCUGGGCGUUGCGGGCAGGACCCAUUUGUGGUCAUGUCUUCUCCAUCCAGAAGGGGAUGGCGGCCGUCCCUGCGGGUGCUCGGGCCGGAAGCCGCCUCCUGGCCGCACACCUGCCGGCCACGUCCUGUGACACGGCCUCCCGAGGGGCCCAGGUGGCGUCGCUCACACUGCUUGCUGUUUGCCUCCCUUUUUUCUCUCUACGAUAAGUUUUUAGUGGGGGAAAAAUUUCCAGUCUGUGGUGUCAUUUUAAAGAGCGAUUACUGUUUUGUUCCUGUUGUCGUCGCCGGCCCCUCGCUGUCCCCGGGGUGGGCCCGGCUGAUACUGUGAAUACGUGAAGGUGAAGGACACCGCGUGCGAGCGUGGGCUCAGCCGGUCCCGCGGGAGCGUCCCCGGGCAGCUCGUCCGGAGCGAAGGCACGCGGGCUGCAUGCGCCCCGGGAGUCGCCGGGCCCGCGACCCCCCCGCCCCGUCUUUCGUGCCCCAGUUCUGGCUGCGAUCUUCCGGAACAGGCCGCCUUCCCACAGCGGGCACGUGUCCCCCGCGUUCCGAGCCAUCGCGUGGAAGGUGCUUUGAACAUGGGAUCGUCUGAUGGUGAUUUUUAGGGACCAAAGGUGUUUUUAAUAUUUGUAUUUGAUUUCUAGCAAGAAAACAGUGACUUUAAAUUUUAACACCAGCUUUCACAUUAUAUUUAGCAUUAAUUGACCACGGCUGUAAGUUGUAAAAUGUUUUCAUAUUAAGAUUGUAAUUAUUUCCUACUGUAUUUUUUAAAACAACGAAAGUCCUAUUUAAAAUUCUCUUUGGAAAAAAAGAAACAAACGUCAAAGAUUUUUUUAAAUAUGUCGCCGGUGCCCAUUUUAAAUGAUUGUAAAUAUAUUUUCAUUGUAUUUCUCAAUGUAUUUAAUUCAUACAGUAAGAACUUUUAUCAAUGGAAGCUUCCAACGGAGAUACCGGUUUUCAGGCCUUUCGCUCCAUAUUGUAGUAAAUCACUUGAAUUUUCUGCUUUACUAACCGAGUUUUCUACUGUUGCGCACGGCGCAGCGCACGGACUGGCGCCCCGCGGCGUGCCUCAUUCGCGUGUCCUCAAUAAAGCUGUACGCGUCCAGCAGCC
Messenger RNA from Hyaena hyaena (striped hyena), 6388 nucleotides. RefSeq names its product actin filament associated protein 1 (gene AFAP1). Gene Ontology annotation, molecular function: SH3 domain binding; SH2 domain binding. NCBI's taxonomy places the organism in Eukaryota, Metazoa, Chordata, Mammalia, Carnivora, Hyaenidae. The coding region runs from base 130 to 2577 and encodes 815 amino acids. Gene Ontology annotation, cellular component: cytosol. The transcript is spliced from 18 exons. The record is from RefSeq and is a predicted model, not a curated record.